UGAUCUUUGUGCCAUAACCAUCCUGUGGGGCGGAUCCAGUCACAGUCAUGUUCCAGCCUCGAUCCUUCUUUCACUUUUGAAGCUGAUGGAUGUGCCAAGAGAGGACGGGGCUUCCAUUCAAUAUAAAAUGCAUUAACUGAAUGAAAAGCUCAGGGGCAGGCUGGAGUUAACCCCUGCGGCUCCCUGACCCCUCCGGCGGGAUGGAUUUUACAGCCGGGGAAAGGGAACCAGCCACUUGGAGCAGGAGCUCUGCCUAGAGAAUGGCUCUGGGUGCUAGCGAAGCUGGGAGCCCCGUAGAGAGACUGGAACGGCUCAGAAACGACUCCACAGGACACCGCAGACCAAGCUUCGAUGAUGGGGAAGGUUCCCUCGUUCUCCCCCAGCUCCACAGUGAGCUCCGCUCUGCCCGGCUACGUCGCUCUCUGCCUCACUCUACAGGUUCACAGGCUGGUGUCAGCACAAUUCACAGUGACUGGACCUGACGAUCCAGUCAUUGCCUCCCUAGGUGGGGAGGCCAUUCUGUCCUGCCACCUCUCCCCCAGGAUGAGCGCUGAGAACAUGGAGGUGAGAUGGUUCCGAUCCAAGUACUUUGAAGUCGUGCACCUGUACCGUGAUGGGCAGGAUCAGUACGGAGAGCACAUGCUGGAAUAUCAAGGAAGAACUGAGCUCUUGAAAGACGAUAUCACCAAUGGGAGAGUUUCCCUGAGAAUACACAAUAUCCGACCCUCCGACAAUGGGCAAUACACGUGUUAUUUUGAGUCCAGUGUCUCUUAUGAAGAAGCAUUUAUGGAACUGCAGGUGGCAGGUUUGGGCUCUGAUCCUGUCAUCUCUGUGGAGGGACAUCAGGAUGGAGGGAUCCGGGUGGUGUGUCGAUCAUCUAGAUGGUACCCAGAGCCGGAGGCUCAGUGGAGAGAUCUCCAGGGGAAGAUCUUACCAUCAGCCUCUAAAGAAAUAACCCCAGAGGCCGAUAGCCUGUUUCAAACAGAAAUUGCCAUUGUUCUAACAGAAGAGUCCAACCAGAAAGUGUCCUGCUGUGUCACGAACCUCCGACUCAACCAAAAGAGAGAGUCAGCGAUUUCAAUAGCAGAGAUUCUGCGAUCUGAGAUGGAGAGCGAGAAAGAGACCCUGCUGUCUGAACGGGAACGAGAGAAAGAGACCCUGCAAGCUGCAAUGAAGAGGCAGAAAGGGGAAUACGAGGCAGUGAAAGAACUGGGACUCGCCAGAGCCCGAGGAUACGCAGUGGGCGUGACUCUGGAUCCAGACACAGCUCAUCCCAACCUCGUCCUGUCUGAGGAUCAGAAACAUGUACGACAUGCAGCCUGGGAUCCGCCCAACAAGUCUGAGGGAUUUGAGCAUGAUAUCUGGGUCCUGGGCACUGAGGGGUUCACGGGCGGGAGGCGUUACUGGGAGGUGGAGGUGGGAGGCAAGACAGGCUGGUACCUGGGGGUUUGUAGGGAAUCUGUGAGCAGGAAGGGGAAGGUCACUCUCACACCUGUGAAUGGGUACUGGGUCGUGUGCCUGAGGGCCAGGGUAUACCAGGCCCUCACCUCCCCCUCGACCUCCCUCCCCGUGAGCAUCAGGCCCAGCCGGGUGGGGAUUUUCCUGGACUAUGAGGCGGGCGAGGUCUCGUUUUACAAUGUGACUGACAGGUCCCGUAUCUUCACUUUCACUGACACCUUCGCUGGGACGCUCCAUCCUUAUUUCAGUCCUGGUUACUAUGUUUGGGGUAAAAACGCAGCUCCCCUGAAAAUCUGCCCCGUCCCAGCUCAGGCCGGAGGGAAUCUCUGUCCCUGACAGUGACCCCCAUGGCACAGACUGGCCCCACCCAGUGCUGCUGCUGCUGUUGCUGUUCCCGCCCCCAGUGGUGGGGGCCAGUUACUGCAGGUAACUGGACUUUUUGUGCUGACUGGACGCUGCCAGUUUCCCUUUUCAACUGGAGGUUCCAAUCGAGAACCGGAGACCUGGCAACCCCAGAAUGGGUCCCACUUGCUGGACAGAGCCAGACAGAUUUUCCCCCCUCCCGCUGUGUUUGCUCCAUCCCUGGCACAGGGUGAUGCUGGUAAGAAAUAUGAUCCUUCCUUUCUUGUUCUCACAUCAAUUAAGAAAACAUGGUCCGGAACCUCAAAUGCUAUCUUCCUAUACAUAGAAAUCUCUACAAUAUCCUUUUCUUAGUUUAUUUUUCUUUAGAAGUACAUUGCCUGCAAAUAAUAGUGUCAGUGUCCACUGUUGAUUUCAAUGUACUGCUGGGCUCUUUAUGUUCUUGGUUCUAAGGACGCAACAAAUGAAGUUUGGUAAAGAAACAGACGGGAUUGUAUACCUUUACUGAAUCAUCAUAAAUUAAGUUCAUUGUAUUAAAGAUGCUGGCAUUUGAUGAUACAUAACAUGAAAUUUGGUGAUGCUUUAUUAGGAAACCUUUCUUCUUGGCCAUAAAUCAGUCGAAAGGGUGAUAUUUUGUUGUCAUGUGAGGUUAGAGUACAAAGAAAAUAAAGUUGCUCCAGGAAAUU
This is a messenger RNA of Chrysemys picta bellii (western painted turtle), 2504 nucleotides long. Its product is annotated as butyrophilin subfamily 2 member A1-like. NCBI's taxonomy places the organism in Eukaryota, Metazoa, Chordata, Testudines, Emydidae. Gene Ontology annotation, molecular function: signaling receptor binding. Gene Ontology annotation, biological process: T cell receptor signaling pathway; regulation of cytokine production. The record is from RefSeq and is a predicted model, not a curated record. Gene Ontology annotation, cellular component: external side of plasma membrane.